GACGCAGCGUCGUUGCGAGAUUUGAAGAUUGAGGUGCGGCUAUGGCGAGCGAGCUUCGCAGGGGAAGUUCAGCAAUUCGCAUGCUGGCGCUCGUCGGGAAUGCUCGGCAAUUGACUAUCUCCCGAAUCGCGAAGCCCUGGUCGACUAGUCAUUGACGUUUCUGUGAAUUCCGUGUUGUGGAAGCGCGAGCUAUGGCGGAUGCCGUUCGCCCUGUUUCCGCUUUCCUAACAGUGUCGUCUCGCUCACCUUUCUUUUCUUGCCAACCGGUCGUUGCUCGGCCUUCAUCGCGGAGCUUUGCUCCUCGCAUAUUUGCCGCACGCCUCAGAAUUAUGGCUGAGAGUGACCCUGUGCUUGAUUGGAUCAAGGGGGACGGGGGUGCAACGAAGAUUCUACGCUCGGCACCUGUUGGAGGAGGUUGCAUCAGCACUGCCACUCGCUACGAUACAGACGCGGGCUCCUUCUUCGUUAAAACCAACUGGGACACUGGGCCAGCAAUGUUUGAAGCUGAAGCUGCCGGGUUGAAUGCCAUGCACGCGACAGGCACAAUUCGUGUUCCCAAACCAUUGAAAGUUGGUCCAUUAUCAGCAUAUUCGAGAGGGUCCUUCAUCAUUAUGGAGUAUAUCGAAAUGGGGUCAUCUAGAGGAAAUCAAGCAGAGCUUGGUAGGCAACUAGCAGAAAUGCACAAGACGAGUUCAUCAGAGAAGGGCUUCGGGUUUGAUGUAGACAACACCAUUGGCAGCACACCACAAAAGAAUCCUUGGACCGACGACUGGAUUACCUUCUUUCGCGACCAUCGUCUUGGAUUCCAAUUACAGCUCAUAAAGGAUCAGUAUGGCGACAAUGAUCUCUACGUUAAAGGGCAGCGGCUUAUGGAGAGGCUGCCGACCUUGAUGAAGGACCUUGAUAACGUUCGCCCAUGUCUAUUACAUGGUGACCUCUGGAGCGGCAAUGUUGCCACGGAUGCAAAAGGAUCCCCCGUAGUACUUGAUCCUGCAUGUUAUUAUGGGCACAAUGAAGCGGAGUUUGGAAUGUCAUGGUGCGCAGGGUUUGGCCCCUCUUUCUAUGACGCUUACUUCAAGGUCAUGCCAAAACAACCAGGGUUUGAGCAACGGACAGAGCUGUACAAAUUAUACCACUACCUCAACCAUUAUAAUCUUUUCGGAUCAGGAUACCGUGGCUCCUGCACUUCCAUAAUUAAUAGCUAUCUUGCAGUUGCGCGUUGAGGUUUAGACUACUGUAGUGGUAUUCAGUCUUACUUAACGCAGCGGAUGCGUAAGUAUUAUAAGAGCUUUGCGCAGCAGCAUGCACGUUCCACUUUGAAAUCGGCAUUAGUGCUUUUAUUCACGUUUCAUGGCAUACUUAUUGUUGAUUAUGAAAACAUGUGAUAUGUAUAUUAAAACAUCUUGCUGCUUCUGUUCCUGAAA
Physcomitrium patens is the source of this 1424-nucleotide messenger RNA. Its product is annotated as protein-ribulosamine 3-kinase, chloroplastic. The record is from RefSeq and is a predicted model, not a curated record. NCBI's taxonomy places the organism in Eukaryota, Viridiplantae, Streptophyta, Bryopsida, Funariales, Funariaceae.